AUGAUGUUCUUCGUAUCCAACUUCCCGUUUGUUGAGAGACAACAACGUACGAACAAUGUUCCGAAAGAAGAUCAACGUCCAAGUGGUCAUCGAAUGCUGCCAGAAUUUGAGAAGGAAAUCGUCCGACAUCUGAACAUUUUGGAUCGCUCGACUCUCCGCAAAACUUGCCACGCUGGCCGCAUCCUUGCCGACACCCAGCCAUACAACAUCGAAGCCUUCAGUCUCCAUAGCAACUCCCACGACGUCAGCAUCUCGAUCCGUGAGAAUCCAACCUUCCGAUCCAUCUUCACACUUGAUAAGGAAUCUCAAGACGAAGCCGUGUUGACCAUCAUGACUAACGAGAUGGUUAUGAUCAGACACUUUGGCAUUGUCACCCGUCGCGGCAUUUCGGGAGACGUCAUCCAUCAAUGGGUCGAGAAGCUUAAGAACGCCGGAGUUCGUCGUCUGAUGGUUAAUCAGAUUCACAUUGUAUACGACUUGUUCUCCAAGGAUGUACCGAAGGAGAGACGUGGAAGAACAGAGGCUGGAAUCCGAGAGCUCAUCGAGAUGUGUGUGCCAGGAGUUCUAACGUCGAUCGUCAUUGAUAUCGACUUCAUUGAUCUCACAUGGACCGACAUCGUCAAGAGUCAGCAAUGGAAAAUGGCGACCGAGAUUCGUGUUGUUGGGGGAGGAAAAUGA
Molecule: messenger RNA, 678 nt
Organism: Caenorhabditis briggsae
Lineage: Eukaryota; Metazoa; Nematoda; Chromadorea; Rhabditida; Rhabditidae
Exons: 2
Coding region: 1-678 (225 amino acids)
Source: RefSeq, a predicted model, not a curated record